CUAUCUAAAACUAGAUUAUAUCAGUUUUAAUUAAAAAAAAUAUUUGUAUAAUACAAAUAUUACAUAAUAUUUUUUUGACUUUCGACCAAGGAGGCCUUGGUCGAGUGGUCGUAAGUGUGACGAUUCCCGGGUCGGAUAAAGUGGUGGAAAGUGGGUGUACAUUGUAUAGCAGCAUUACGUGCCGUAAUGUGCACCUCUGCCUACCCCUUCGGGAACAAAAGGAGUGACGUAGCGUUGUGUAUUUUUUUAAGAUAAUAAUAAACUACGAAUGUAACGGGCUUUGAAAAUUGCAAUAUCUUUGUUUAACCAACAGUCACAUUAAUACUUACUUUUCCUAAACAAAGCCAUAAGAACCAGCUACAUAGUAAAUAAUAUAAUAUGACAGUUCUUAUCCAUAAUUAUCUUUAAAUCAUGGGACAGUGGUCGCUAAUGUUAGUAUUUAUAUCGUAUAGUCUCUCUGUAUUGUUUAGAUCGAUGAUUGUGGCCGUACAAUGUUGAGCUUGCUGCUAAUCGCCUUUAUACUGUGUGUUGUUUGUGUGUGGCUCAAAUAUGGCCGAAGACCCAAGUACCCCCUACCACCAGCCAUGCCUGGAGCCCUGCCGUUCCUUGGAAUUCUUCAUCUUGUGCUAAUUAAUUAUUCUCGACGUUUUGAUUUCCUGAAGGACACCGCUGAAGAGUGCUCAAAGCUAGGCGGAGUGAUGCACGCUCAUUUCGGCAGCGAGUUAUAUUAUAUGAUAACAGAUCCUCAAGAUGCCUUGACUGCUAGCAACCAAUGCCUGAAGAAACAUUAUGUAUUUGAUCUAGCCAAGAAUUGGAUGAGGGACGGAAUGAUAAUAUCAUCAGGGGAAACAUGGAGGCGGCACCGCAAGCUACUGAGUCCUGCAUUCACACUGACGAUUAUCCAUAGUUUUCUGGAUGUCUUCAACAGCCAAGCCAAGAAGUUGGUUACUUCUGUGAAACCACACACUGGGAAAGGCCCCUUUGAUCUUUUCCUAACAUUAAAAUUGAAUGCUUUAGAAACUUUUUGUCUCGGUACUUUAGGUAUAGAUGUCAUAGAUGACGUGAACUUCUCUAAAAAGUACAUGGAAUCAGUUGAUGAAAUAAUGACGCUACUGAUCAGUAGAGUGGCGAUGGUUUGGCUCCGCAGUGACGUUGUAUGGAAGCUGACUGGACAAAUGAAGAAAGAACAAGAACUUGUGGACACUUUACAUGCAAUGACUAAUAAAGUUUUACAACGGAAGAAAGCUGCUCUAAAAUAUAAAAGUGCGGAGAAAGUCAUUGAGUCGGAAACUUCAGGUAUCAAGUACAGACCAUUUCUAGACCUACUUCUAGACCUGUCUACGAACGGUGCGAUUACUGAUGAUGAGAUCAGAGAGGAGACAGACACCAUCAUAGUGGCAGGAUAUGAUACCACGUCUAAUCAGCUUACUUUCAUAUUGUUACUGCUUGGUGCACACCCUGAUGUACAAGAAAAGGUUUAUGAAGAGCUUCUGGAAGUGCUAGGUCCAGACAGAGAUAUGGAGAAGGAUGACAUUAAUAAAUUAGUUUACACAAACGCUGUUAUAAUGGAGUCGAUGCGGCUGUUUCCUUCGGUACCGUCCUUGUUCAGGACUGUUGAAACUGACGUUAAGCUGAAAAACUACACAAUGCCCGCCGGGAGUUACUGUAUAAUAUUCCCAAUAGCGGCCAGUAAAGUGGACCCCUACUGGGGGGCAGAGCCAGACAAAUUCAGGCCAGAAAGAUGGCUGCACGGAGAUUUUAGGAAUAACAAGGAAUAUUCUGCAUUCGGUUUGGGGAAGCGAGCUUGUAUAGGUAGAACAUACGCCAUGAUAUCAAUGAAGGUGACGCUGGCACAUUUCCUACGACAGUACCGCGUGAGGGCAGACUUGAGUCAUUUGAAGCUGAACUUCGACUUCUUGAUGAAACCUAUCUCUGGACACGAUAUCAGUAUUGAAAGUAGAAGGAAAUAAAGAUUAUGGAAAUAUA
Messenger RNA from Spodoptera frugiperda (fall armyworm), 1986 nucleotides. RefSeq names its product cytochrome P450 4c3-like. The record is from RefSeq and is a predicted model, not a curated record. Gene Ontology annotation, molecular function: oxidoreductase activity, acting on paired donors, with incorporation or reduction of molecular oxygen; heme binding; monooxygenase activity. The transcript has 10 exons. Bases 492 to 1970 code for a protein of 492 amino acids. Lineage: Eukaryota; Metazoa; Arthropoda; Insecta; Lepidoptera; Noctuidae.